Macrosiphum euphorbiae (potato aphid) is the source of this 2493-nucleotide messenger RNA. The record is from the annotation of a GenBank genome assembly. NCBI's taxonomy places the organism in Eukaryota, Metazoa, Arthropoda, Insecta, Hemiptera, Aphididae.
AUGUUAUACAGUCUUAAUGAAAUUAGAGUCAACUCAGUUGUAACUUUAUUUACCAGUAUGGCAGAUGAACAUGGUGAAAGAUUCAGGUCAAGAUCUCGGUCACCUCAUAGAAUGGUCGAUAUUCUUCUUGGCAAUGAAGGAGCUCCAUCGAGGAGAGUACCAGGGCUCAGAGGUCACUUGGUAUAUGCCGAUGAUGUUGGAUACACAUAUGUGCAAAAUCAUCAAUCCACUAAUAAACGGUUAGUAUUGAAUACUUAUAAAAAUAUAAUACAGCUUCGAUGUUCGCGUUACGAACGGGGAUGUACUGCUACUGCAUCAAUGUUGAUAUUCCCAGAAAAUAGUACCAUUGUAAUGUAUCAACCGCACAAUCAUCAUGUAGGGCAUGAUAUUGAGAUUGGGGCAUUCUACGAUGCAAUGAGACAGCGUGCUUUAACGGAGGGGACACCUGCACGGACAAUUUUAGAAGAAGAAGCGAGGAGAUUUCCAAAUGCAGCUAUAGAGGUGUCUCGUGAGCAAGCACUACGGGCAAUGCGCUAUGUGCGACGAAGUGUGAAUCCACCAACACCAGAUAAUCUCAGGGCCAUGGGAGAGAUUAUUGUGUCACCAACAUGGCAAAGUCUUCUACUUUAUUCUGUAGACGAUAAUGCACCAUUCUUCCAUGGAAACUUGGAAUUCAUAGUCAAUGAAGAAUUGAUUUUUGGAGGGUUGAUUUUUUUAAAUUUGGCAUUUUUACGACGCAUUGCUCCAUACCUACGUGAAGCAAGAGUCUUGGCAAUUGAUGGCACAUUUGGUGUCAUUCCGCGAGUUCCUGCUGAUGCCGAGCAGUUGAUCACAAUCCACGCUGUCUUGGACAAUGUCUCAGUUCCUGUGGUAUAUGCAUUAUUAAAUCGUAGAACAGAAAACGUCUACAUAGGACUGUGGCAAUAUGUGCGAAAUAAUUUACCAGAAGAUAUUUUUGACUGGCAAAAUGUAAGUAUUGUAUCAGACUUUGAAACAGCCAUGCGCAAUGCAAUACGAAUAGUGAUUCCAGAAUGCCAAUUGAUCGGGUGCUGGUUCCAUUUUUGCCAGAGCAUUUUACGUUUUGUGCAGACCCAUGGCAUGGUGACAUUAUUCCGUGAAAACCAUCAUGCUGCCACAAUACUGAAAAUGAUUAUGUCUUUACCACACUUGCCACCACAACAGAUGCCAGAAUUUCCAGAUGACUUCCACAUUCUUGGGGGUUUUCUGGCAAUCACAAGAUUGGCAACACAUAUGGGCAUACUGAACCGUAUUGUUCAGUUAGUGGACUAUGUCAGACAAUACUGGUUGACAACAGUACGUCCAUCCGGGUUUUCCGUUUAUGGUGUAAACAUCCGUACCAAUAAUUUUGUAGAAAGUUUCCACAGCAUGCUUAAGUCCACCGUAGGCAUACAUCCCCCAGUCUGGUCUUUUUACGAUCGAUUACGAUCGGUUGAAAGUAGAGUACGGAGGGAAACGUUACAAACAAUCAAUGGCCAGCAAGUACGAAGAUCUAUUGUGUCUAGCAGAGAUACAAAUAACUGUAUUUUGGCUGAUGCUCUACGAAACAUACGCUAUGGCCGCUAUGACACAAUGGCAUAUUUAAGAAGAAUAUCUUAUUCGGUGAGAGGGUAUAUAGAUAUGCAAAUAGGCCCUUUAGCUAAUGAAAUCCUUCUCGAAGAUUUCAUUCCUGGACAGCUACCAAUGGUUGGACUUCAGCCUCUGCCACCAGUAUUGCCGCCAUUCCACAUUCGUGGAGCUGGUAGACCAAGGAGGGGUCGUGGUCGUCAACGGGCAGCAGCAGUUCCAGAAAAUCGUGGAAUGGUCCGGCAUCCAAAUGUGCGCCAACAACCAGGUGGUGGUAACAUUGGAUCAAUUGAAGAUCUCCAUGUUCUCGCAAAUAAUAAAGACCGAAAUGAGCCCCUUGAUCUGCCAGAAAACGAAAUUGAGCAGCCAGAUAUAGAUGAUACGUUAGCGGAGGAAGAGGUCUAUGAAAUAGUUGAGCUUGGCAUAGAUGAUGCUUUUGUUGACGAACAAAAUACCCAACCAGCUCACCAGGCAGUUGAUUUAGAUAUCCCUACAUUUGAAGGUGACCCUGUAGACAGAUGUUUUAUUUGCCUUGAAAGUUGGAGCCAAGUAAAUUCGGCCAACAUUUUGGUGCCUUGCGGUCACGGAUGGUGCUGUGAUGAGUGUGCGAUUCAAUUAGAUAAAUGCGGAGUUUGCAAAGUAGAAUUUCCCACAACACAGCCCAUCCAUAUAAUGCAUGUUAACCUAGGAGAUGGUAAAUGGAUGCGAAAUACUUCCUUACUCGAUCUAACUGGAAGUCAGUGCCUUGGAAAUAUGCGCCAUGAACAAUAUGUACCAGACCAGGCGCAAUACAUACUGUUGGACUGUGGCCAUGGAUGGUAUUGUGCGAGCUGCAUCUCAACACCUCCUGCCGCAUGUGAUGUCUGUGGUGAUAUGGUCGAUGGUACCAUAAGAAUAUUUUUAAAUUGA